UCGCGAUAAGUAAACAUCCCGUGCAAGAUCGCACCUGUAACGUUCACACCACUCUUCACCACGCCACUCUAGAUCUUUAAUAGCCAUAUGCGCAGACUAUAACACAGAGACAACCAUGUUGAACCUCCUUGUACUUAUUGUACUACAACUGAACGCCCCAUCUCUCGGCCAACUCUGCGGCGGUACCCUGACCGGCUCAGGGGGAGAAGUGACGUCACAUGGCUUCCCUAACUACUACUUGCACAAUCAGGACUGUACCUGGGUGAUCGAGGCACGAGGCGGGCGCGCAAGCGUCACCUUCCUGGACUUCGAGCUGGAACAGCCGGCAGGGGGCGCUUUUGGCACGUGUCGUUACGACUACGUGGAGAUCCUAUCGUCUGGAGAGUCCCUAGGUAUAUACUGUGGAAACAUGAACCCGGGCUCGGCUAGUUCGGAUGAAAUGCUCGAGGUCCGGUUCGUCAGUGAUGCGACCUUCAACGCCAAAGGGUUCCGUUUCACCUAUAAGGUGCAGGGAGCAAUAGAAGAGCCCUCGUGCGGAGGAGUCCUGAACGACACCUCUGGGGUCGUCACUUCACCAGGGUAUCCAGACGAGUACGACAACUUCCUGGACUGUACAUGGACCCUGCCGGCUACAGGUGUGCCCGUGACCGUGACCUUCACUCAUUUCCAGACGGAGACGUCAUUCACCGGUCUCACCACCUGUCGGUACGACUGGGUGGACAUCUACGAGGACGGCACGCAACUGGGUCGCUGGUGUGGUACGGAGAAGCCAGAUGACGUCACGAGCACGAGACCACUGAGAAUCCGGUUCCGGAGUGACGGAAGUGUGGGGGAUCGGGGGUUCCGGUUUGUAUACGAGUACCGGCAGCCGAUUGAAGAAACAACGACAACAGUACCACCGUCCAAACUACCGGAGACUGAACCGACACAAAUUUCAAACACCGAGGGGACAACCUCCGAAUGAUAUCAAUAUUCAUUCGUCGACCGAGGAACAGCUUUGAGUUGAAUAUGAGCCCUACGGAAGAGCACACAGACAACGAACAUAGUUCAAGAAGAGUGCAACGACGCUAUGCCUUUGGUUUCGCCUAUCAAGCAUUAAAAC
This is a messenger RNA of Branchiostoma floridae (Florida lancelet), 1102 nucleotides long. RefSeq names its product CUB domain-containing protein 2-like. The coding region runs from base 116 to 964 and encodes 282 amino acids. The record is from RefSeq and is a predicted model, not a curated record. NCBI's taxonomy places the organism in Eukaryota, Metazoa, Chordata, Leptocardii, Amphioxiformes, Branchiostomatidae. The transcript is spliced from 8 exons.